GUGCUGGCUUCAACUUCACCUCUCGCGAACCAGUCGGUGGCUUAAACCCGAGCAGCGUCAGUUCUGCUCCUCACAACAACAACAGACCGGAGGAGGAGACAUGCGCAGCCGAGGAAACUAACUCCUGCUGCGGGCUCCUCGUCCUCGGCCGUCGGUGAAGUUACGGCCCUGUGGAUAAAACCUCCGCGGACUUUACGGAGCAGGAGCGGGCUCCCGACGCUCCGCGUGCACGCCUGGGAGAACACACAGAAUAGAGAGAGAGAGAGACGAGGAGGAGGAGGAAAGAAAGAAGAUCUGUCCACCGGUGUGAGCUCCUGGGAUGCCCCAUGCUUUUCUAAGGCCUCCAGAAGUUAAACACAGGGUGUCAUUGACAGAGCAAGUGACCCCUCUGAGCUGCCACCAUGGCGCUGGUUCAGGCUCUGCCCAUAUCUGCUGAGCCCCACAGCUCCGGCCUGAGUGGAGGAGCCCGUAGACGACACCACUCUGGCCCCUCGUCCCCCAUCAACGCACCACCACCACCCUCCACUCUGGAUCCUAUGGGCUCUGUUAGCAGCCUCAUAGUCGCACGCCCCGGCCCUUACCAGGACCACCGCUCCGGUGUCGAACUGGGAGCAAGAGUCCGACGACCCACACCGGGGGCUUCCUGCCUGGGCAGCCAGUCCCCCCAGGACCCCUUACUCCAGAACCUACCGUUGCUCAAGAAACAGAGCUCCACGACUUUCAGCAGCACGAACGGGAACUUCACCUAUCUGAAUGAGGACUAUCUAGGGGACUGGAAUGAGAACCUUGUAGUACCCGUCAGUCCAGGAAGUGAUGCGGACGAGAUGAGAGAGGGAUCGGGGCUGAAUGGGAAUAUGGGCGGACCUCCUCCCAAACUGAUCCCCAUAUCAGGAAAACUUGAGAAGAACAUGGAGAAAACGGUGCUGCGGCCCACUGCCUUCAAACCUGUCAUUCCAAAGAGCCGCCACUCCAUGCAGUACCUUUCCCCUCGCCAUUGUGCCAACACAUCAGAAAGCCAAAACAACCUGAACAUGCUCAGCCCCGCACACAGAGAGGUGUCGCCCUCUUGCUCCGAGAAGCGCAGCUCGUACAGCGGAGCCCACAGCGGUGGCGGAGGAGGAGGAAGCAGUCAGUCCUGCUCCCUGUCCGACUCUGGACGCAACUCCCUCUCCAGCCUGCCGCCUUACAGCAGCGCUGGCUACGGCCUGGCGUCAGGAGAGGCGUCCGCCGGCCAACUGGAGCCCAUGAAGAGCGCCCCGCCCGUCAGUGCACACGGACAUUCCAACUCAGACAGUGGGCGCUCGUCCUCCAGUAAGAGUACAGGCUCUGGGUCGAUAAGUGGCCGGGGGCAGCCCCUGUCUGACAGCGGGUCCAGCGGGCGCUCCCCCGGCCCUGUGGACUGUUACGAAGGGGUGGUGAGGGACCUGGAGGACAAGCUGAGAGAGAGAGACCUGGAACUGCACCAACUCCGAGACAACCUGGACGACAACGAAGCUGCAAUUUGUCAGGUUUACGAGGAGAAGCAGAAGCGUUUUGAGCUGGAGCUGGAGGAGCUGAGGCAGAGCUGUGCCACCAGGAUGCAGGUGGCCUCGCAGAAGGCCCAGCGUGCCCAGCAGGUGCUUCAGUUACAGGUUUAUCAGCUGCAGCAGGAGAAGAAGAAGCUGCAGGAGGACUUUGCACAGCUCCUGAAGGAGAGGGAGCAGCUGGAGGAGCGCUGCAGCUCCUACGAGCAUGAGAAGAUCCAGCUGGGGCCUCGGCUGGAGGAGACCAAGUGGGAGGUCUGUCAGAAGUCGGGGGAGAUCUCCUUGCUGAAGCAGCAGCUGAAGGAUGUGCAGGGAGAGUUGGCUCAGCGGGUGGGGGAGAUCGUUUCCCUGCGAGGUCAACUCCGAGAGGCCCGCGGUGAACUGACCAACUCCCAGGUCCUGCUGCAGGAGGCUCACGGCACAACCCGCACACGGACGCUGGAGCUGGAGGUGUGUGAGAACGAGCUUCAGCGGCGCAAGAGCGAAGCGGAGCUGCUCCGGGAGAAGGUCGGACGACUCGAGGGAGAGCUGGUUCAUCUCAGAGAUGCUUUGGCCAGUCAGGGCCCGGGAAACCGACAGUGCCAGGUGUUCCAUCAAGCAGGGGAGCACAUGUUGUCCUACGACAGUGACGAGGCGAAGGCCCAGCGGCAGAGCAGCAGCGAGGCCCUGCAGAACAUGAAGGCCCAGAUGGACAGGAUGAGGGCCGAGCUGGCCUUCGAGCAUCAGCGGGCCGAGCAGCAGAUGGGAGGCUUCGAGGAGGAGCGCAGGAUAUGGCAGGAGGAGAAGGACAAGGUUAUCCGCUACCAGAAGCAGCUGCAGCAGAACUAUGUGCAGAUGUAUCGCAGGAACCGAGAGCUGGAGCUGCUCCUGCAAGACCUCAGUCAGGAACUGGAGAGCAGAGAGGAGGACGAGGGCAGCGGCAACGAGAUAAACUUUGAUGAGGUCGCCGCCACAGAAAUCUGACCCUCGUGUCUCCCCAUCUUUUUUUUUUUAUUUGCACUACUGUCCGCUAAAACCCUUUCACCUACAUGUCACAGAUGUGGUGUCUCUUCGUGCUGUUGUGAGUCUGCAGAGACGACAAAAACUCAGCCACUUUAGUUCUGCCUCCGGUCCCGCUUUAAAAAGCCAAUGACCCCAUUAGUCAUUAGUCCUCCGCCUCAGUCCUCUGCCCGUCCACUAAUGUCUGUGUUGGUGUUUGCACCCACUAACCUGACGUCAGUGUUCUGCUCCUCUUUCACAACUUAACACAGAUUUGUUGUGCAUGAGUAACUUCCACCUGUCAGCCUGCCGGGUCGAGCGCCACACACUCAGCUCACGGCGGUGCUGUUGACAUCGACAGUGAAUGUGAGAUGUUCUCAAAAUACGUCAACUUCCUUCCCUCAGGAAGACAGAUUAUUGAAUUAGGACAAACGAGUGAGGCGUAGACUGUAAAUAAAGAUGUGCAACGUGUUUCCACUUCCUCCUACCAUCCGGAAAAUGAAGCCAAACACUUUGGGAAGCUGUCAUGGCGUCCAUCUUUAUAUACACUCCAACGGUAUAAACAGAAUUCGUUCCUGGUCUGGACUCUAAUGUUUUCAUUUGUUCUGUCACACUCAAUAAGAUCAUCUGUACAGUCUAAUGUAAUUGAACAUAAAAACACUUACUCCUCGAGUCCAGUGCCCGAGUCGCCUUUCAAACCAUCUGUUACUCGUCUGACGUCAGAAAUCACUUUUACGUGUAGAAGUGGCCGAUGUGGAUAACGGUGUACAUACGCUAAUUUUAUGACGUGUUUAUACUGUUGAUUGUGAUGUAGUUCCUGUUCUAAAGAAUAAAAAGGCCUUUCUUACAGCC
This is a messenger RNA of Hippoglossus stenolepis (Pacific halibut), 3353 nucleotides long. RefSeq names its product leucine zipper putative tumor suppressor 2 homolog. NCBI's taxonomy places the organism in Eukaryota, Metazoa, Chordata, Actinopteri, Pleuronectiformes, Pleuronectidae. Gene Ontology annotation, biological process: negative regulation of canonical Wnt signaling pathway; cell division. The transcript is spliced from 7 exons. The record is from RefSeq and is a predicted model, not a curated record. Bases 402 to 2486 code for a protein of 694 amino acids.